Molecule: messenger RNA, 1697 nt
Organism: Talpa occidentalis (Iberian mole)
Lineage: Eukaryota; Metazoa; Chordata; Mammalia; Eulipotyphla; Talpidae
Gene: IMPDH2
Product: inosine monophosphate dehydrogenase 2
Exons: 14
Coding region: 74-1618 (514 amino acids)
Biological process (GO): GTP biosynthetic process
Cellular component (GO): cytoplasm
Molecular function (GO): IMP dehydrogenase activity
Source: RefSeq, a predicted model, not a curated record
UUGGCGCGGCCCAGGCGGCAGAGGCCUCUGCGGCGCGGUCCUCGGAGACACGCGGCUCUUCCCGGUUCCGGCCAUGGCCGACUACCUGAUUAGCGGGGGCACGUCCUACGUGCCAGACGACGGGCUCACCGCACAGCAGCUGUUCAACUGCGGGGACGGCCUCACCUACAAUGACUUUCUCAUUCUCCCUGGGUACAUCGACUUCACUGCAGACCAGGUGGACCUGACUUCUGCUCUGACCAAAAAGAUCACUCUGAAGACUCCACUGGUUUCUUCACCCAUGGACACAGUCACAGAGGCUGGGAUGGCCAUAGCAAUGGCGCUUACUGGUGGUAUUGGCUUCAUUCACCAUAACUGUACACCUGAAUUCCAGGCCAAUGAAGUUCGGAAAGUGAAGAAAUAUGAACAGGGAUUCAUCACGGACCCUGUGGUCCUCAGCCCCAGGGAUCGAGUGCGGGAUGUGUUUGAAGCUAAGGCCCGACAUGGCUUCUGUGGUAUACCCAUCACUGACACAGGCCGGAUGGGGAGCCGUCUGGUGGGCAUCAUCUCCUCAAGGGAUAUUGAUUUCCUCAAGGAGGAGGAGCACGAUCGUUGUUUGGAAGAGAUCAUGACAAAGAGAGAAGACUUGGUGGUAGCCCCUGCAGGCAUCACAUUGAAGGAAGCAAAUGAAAUUCUGCAGCGCAGCAAAAAAGGAAAGUUGCCCAUUGUAAAUGAAGACGAUGAGCUGGUGGCCAUCAUUGCCCGGACAGACCUGAAGAAGAACCGUGAUUACCCACUGGCCUCUAAAGAUGCCAAAAAGCAGCUGCUAUGUGGAGCAGCUAUUGGCACUCAUGAGGAUGACAAGUAUCGACUAGACUUAUUAGCGCAGGCUGGUGUAGACGUAGUGGUUUUGGACUCUUCCCAGGGAAACUCCAUUUUUCAGAUCAACAUGAUCAAGUACAUCAAAGAGAAAUACCCCAGUCUCCAAGUUAUCGGAGGAAAUGUGGUCACAGCUGCUCAGGCCAAGAACCUCAUUGAUGCUGGUGUAGAUGCUUUGCGUGUGGGCAUGGGCAGUGGUUCCAUCUGUAUCACCCAGGAAGUGCUGGCCUGUGGACGGCCCCAAGCAACAGCAGUAUAUAAGGUGUCAGAAUAUGCACGGCGUUUUGGUGUUCCUGUCAUCGCUGACGGAGGAAUCCAAAACGUGGGCCACAUUGCCAAAGCUUUGGCCCUUGGGGCCUCCACAGUCAUGAUGGGCUCCCUCCUGGCUGCUACCACUGAGGCCCCUGGAGAAUAUUUCUUCUCUGAUGGGAUUCGCCUAAAGAAAUACCGUGGAAUGGGGUCUCUCGAUGCCAUGGACAAACAUCUCAGCAGCCAGAACCGAUAUUUCAGUGAAGCUGACAAAAUCAAAGUAGCUCAGGGGGUGUCUGGGGCUGUGCAAGACAAAGGGUCCAUCCACAAAUUUGUUCCCUACCUGAUUGCCGGCAUCCAGCACUCAUGCCAGGACAUUGGUGCCAAGAGUUUGACACAAGUCCGAGCCAUGAUGUAUUCUGGGGAACUCAAGUUUGAGAAGAGAACAUCCUCAGCUCAGGUAGAAGGUGGUGUCCACGGCCUCCAUUCGUAUGAGAAACGGCUUUUCUGAAAAGGGAUACAGCACGCGCGCGCACACGCACACACACACACACACACACCCUGGUUUUUCAAUAAAAGUUUGAAAAAAA